Molecule: messenger RNA, 1312 nt
Organism: Coffea arabica (coffee)
Lineage: Eukaryota; Viridiplantae; Streptophyta; Magnoliopsida; Gentianales; Rubiaceae
Molecular function (GO): polysaccharide binding
Source: RefSeq, a predicted model, not a curated record
UCUCCUCAUAAAGCAACUUAAAAGUUAAAACCUGUAUACAAAUCAAUCAAAUUCUUCACCCCCAACAUGUGAAUAUGAAUAAGGUUCUAAACUCUUCAGCUUAAGCAAAGAAUCAUUGCUUCCUCUAAUAUCCUUUUUCCUUUCACUAAGCAGAUUAAACUAACAGUAUCUUCUCCUAUACAGUCUUCCUUUUUUCCCGUCAGGAAUCAACAACUCUCAUCUCUGUCAAUAUCAAGAGUUUCAUCCAUGGCUUGCCUCCUCAUGUUCAUUCUGUUAGUACUAUUUCAGGCAAUAAUCCCAGUAGUUCUCAGCCAUGGCAAUGCUCAGACAUGUAGAUCUUAUUGUGGGAACCUAACAGUUGACUACCCUUUUGCAACUCAAUCAGGUUGUGGCCAUCCAGGCUUCCGCGACCUCUUAUUCUGCAUCAAUGAUGUACUUAUGUUUCACAUCAGCUCAGGAUCAUAUCGCGUUUUAGACAUCGAUUAUGCUUACCAAUCUCUCACAUUACACGAUCCUCACAUGUCGACCUGUGACUCAAUCGUGCUAGGAGGCCGAGGCAACGGCUUUGUAGUCGAGCAGUGGCGAUCCCCAUUCUUAAAUCCUACUACAGAUAAUGUGUUCUUGCUGAUAGAAUGCUCACCCGAGUCACCAUUGUUUGAAGGUUUUCCAGGGAAGCACUUGCCAUGUGGAAAUGUUUCAGGGAUGGGAUGUGAGGAGUAUUAUAGCUGUCCUGCCUGGGACAUAAUCGGGCCUAAACGGGUUGGCCCGGUGUAUGGAUCGGGUCCUCCCGAGUGUUGUGCAGUGUCAUUUGAGGCUAUUAAAGCUGUGAAUCUUACAAAACUUGGUUGCCAGGGGUAUAGCAGUGCUUAUAGUCUAGCACCCCUGAGACUUUCAGGGCCUGAUGGAUGGUCCUAUGGGAUCAGAGUGAAGUAUUCUAUACAAGGGAAUGAAGCCUUCUGCAAAGCAUGUGAGGCCACAGGUGGGACUUGUGGAUUUGACAUUGAUGGCAAUAGUGAUUUGUGCAUGUGUGGAAGCUGGAAUUCCACCUCAAAUUGUGAUUCAGUCCACUCAACAUCCAACAGAAUAAGAUGGACUUUCAUGGAUGCAUUAGCAGGCCUCUUGAUGACUGAGAUUAUUUGGAGAAAUCUCCCCAGCCUUCAGUAAGAGAGAUUAAAAAAAAAAAAAAACUUUUUGGGCAAGAAAUGCUGAGUAUAAUUAUGCCUUCUAGUGUAAUAGUAACCAAAAAAAAAAAAAAAAGGAAAUUUUGUUUUUACUUGUGAUAUGCCAGCAUCCCCAUUUUCACAGCUCAGUG